CUGCCGCCUCUAUCCGUCUCCAAACGGUCGGCUCGCGGGGAACCCAGCAGGAUGCCACGGGGGAGCGCUCCGACCCUCGCCGCCUCCUGACGUCCCGCCUCGCUCACGGCCACUCUCAUGGGCAUUUUAUCGACCCUCUUCUCUCCGCCUGGACAUUUUCGGAAGCCGCGGAAUGAAGCGCAUGAACGUGAGCAACAAAAGUGCAUCCUCGCUGUUGUGCCUGCCUCCAGCAUCACUAGUAGAGACCCCUACUUAUCCGUGGAUGCGGUGCCUCUGUGGUCCCACUAUCACGCGUCCUUGUUUUGAGGAUUUAAUGUAGGGUUGGACUUCUUGUCUUCUUUUUUUAUUUUACUCUUGUCCUUUUUCCCUUCGAGGUUUUCCAUCUCUGAAACAAAAGAUUUCAAGAUAAAGAAACUCCGGGAAAACCAGCGAGCACCUCACUUGGCAUCUGGAAUAACCUUUCUUAGCGGUUAUUCGCCUCAUCAAGCAUCUUCUCUCUCUCUGGGGUGGGGAACCCGACUGAUGCUUGCUUUUGCUCGUCUGUUCCGACUUCUGUAUCGUCUCGUUUUUGUCUGUUUUGUCCCCACAGUGGCAUGAAAAUUCAUGAAUGCGUCCAAGGACAUGUUUGCAAAUUACGCAUGCACCGUGGCGGUAUAGUAGGCUCCACGCUGGAAGUCGCCUCCCAUGUGGCCGUCGGGAGUGGGGAGCAGGCAGCCAUGCCCGCGGGAGUCCGCGAUGCGCAGGGCGGCCAUCAGCGGCAACAUCAACGCCCUGCCGCCGCACCACGUCCCCACCGGCCGCAGCGUGCGGGUCUUCAUCUGCGCCAACCCCGAUGACACUGAAGCAGAGAGGAAUGCACUAAAAGAGCACGUCUACCCCAAACUGCGUGACUUCUGCAGGGAAAACUAUGGCAUUGAAUUCCAAGUGGUGGAUCUAUACUGGGGAGUUGAUCCAGAGGAGUGGGACAAUCCAGACUUGCAGAGACUCCGAAUGAAACUUCUGGAGGAAUGCCUGAAGACUUCAGCUGGGCCAUGCUUUGUUGGUCUGGUCGGAGAAAAGUACGGCAGCAUUCGAGUGCCAGGGGAGGUGGAAUCAGCAGAGUUUGAGAUGAUCCUGGAUGCGGCUGUGGAGGCGGGGCUGGACACCCACAUUUUGGAGGAGUGGUACUGCAGGGAUGAAAACUCUGUGCCACCCGCAUACUACCUCAAACCCAAAGCCCAAAUGCUCAAGAACUACCAGAACUCUAUGGAAUCGAGCAGCGCAGCAAAGACCAAGAAUGACAAGGCCUGGAGGAAUGUGUCAGAGGAGAUCAAGAGGAUCUUCCGAACGGCUGUGCUGCUGCUCCAAGAGAAGGGAACCAUGAAGAGCACGGAUGCCAACAAAUUCCUUUGCUCUGCUUUGGAGGAUGAGUUAGACUUUGCCCUCGGGAAACAAACACCCGCCUUUCUCAGGAAAUGCGUCUGCUACAUACGCAAGAUCUCCAACUUUGACCGUUUCGCCAAGCUCCCCGACAUGACCCGCUACAUGGACACCGUGGUGAGUGCCGACCGCGUGAUGCGGAACCAGGAGGCCUAUGAGCGCCUGCUGAAAGUCCGUGACGAGUUCAUCCCCACCAUUGUGGCCGCCUCCAAUCUCCGCGUCUACUCGUCGGUUACUCACUGCGACAUGAAGCUGGGCUACUCCCAGGAGGUGGAGAGCCACUACGUGGAAGGUCUCUGCAAGCAGUUCUACGAGGACAUGGUGGACAUCAUUCAAGCCACCGUACAGCAGAACUUUGACACAGAGACCGACCCACUGUAUGAUGAGAUUCUGCAGCACCUGUCCCUGUGUAAGACCUCCGCAGCCCUCUAUAAGUACAAGUCGGAGACUUUGGAUUAUGUGCAGGAGUACCUGAUGCCGUCUAAAGGGAGCAGGAUGAGCCCUCUGGUGGUAUACGGAGGACCCUGCACCGGAAAGACACUGCUGCUCUCUGAGGUGGCCAAGCAGGCCUACACUUGGCUUCAGAAGGAGAUGGGUCCAGAAACGGAUCCAGUGGUUAUUGUUCGCUUUAUUGGCUCCACACAGCCCUCCAUGGACCUACGGACUCUCCUUCAAAGCAUUUGUGAGCAGAUUGCAAUAAACUACCGUUGCCUGAUUCACUUCUUGCCUAACAAGAUUCAGGAGAUGAGGGAACUUCUGAUUAAUCUCCUUGGGGAGUCAUCAUUCCACAGGCCACUGGUCAUUGUCCUGGAUGCCUUGGAGCAGCUUUCAGAUGCUGAUGAGGCUCGAAAGCUGUGGUGGCUCCCCGUGCAUCUGCCUCGCACUGUCCGCAUUGUUGUAUCAACGCUGCCCAACAAGCAUGGUAUCUUACAGAAGCUGCGUCAUCUCAUUCAUGAUGAGAGAUAUUAUGUGGAGUUAAUCCAGCGAGACCGAAAGGUCUGCAGCCAAAUGUUAAAACAGCAGUUGCUUGGUGUGAAGAGGAAGGUAACAUCAGGCCAACAAAUAUAUGUCAAUGAGGCACUUGCAAAGUGCACGUUGCCAAUGUUUGUCAACCUCAUCUACAGAGAAGUGGUUCACUGGAGGUCACACAAAGAUGUUGAUGAUAAAUCUCUGUGCUCAACAGUUCAUGAAAGCAUUGAGCAACUCUUCUACUCUGUGGAGAACAAGUUGGGACAGCGAUUUGUCUUCAGAGCAUUAGGAUACAUCACCAUGGCAAAAGCUGGGCUAACAGAAGUUGAAUUGGAAGACAUUCUGUCUCUUGACAACAUAGUUCUUGGAGAUGUUAUUGUACCAAGUCACCUCAAAAAUCCACUAAGGAUCUCUUAUGACCUUGUUGCGAAGCUCAAAGAGGAGCUUGAGGGCUAUCUAGUUGAGCGGCAGGUAAGAAAUGUCACAUUGAUGGUCUGGGCCAACAGGCACUUGCAUCUCAUCGCCCAGAAGCUCUAUCUCAGCAAUGAGGAGGAUGUACAUCAAAUGCAUAGCCUCCUGGCUGAGUACUUUCUCGGAGCAUGGUCAGGAGGCAGGAAGAAGAUCUUUACAUAUGAUAAUAAUCAUUUCACUUCUCUGAAUAUUUCCCAUCACAAAAAUCCUCAUCAUCAACAGUCUCAUGAAAAGACAUCCUCUGACAAAUAUUCCUACGACAGGCAGACUCCUGAACAGCCUUGGGUGUUCCAGUGCAACCUGUUGGAACCAGACAUCUUCUUUGUCAAUCACAGAAAGAUGACAGAGCUUGUGUACCAUUUGACCAGGAGUGGACGUACAGAUGACCUCAUGUUUGGUGUCAUCAUGAACUUCAGCUGGCUCUACACAAUGAUCAAGAUUGGUCAGUUUGAGAAAGCUAUAACAGACAUUGACCUUGCUUACACCUGCAGCCAGGAAAAGGAGCUAAAAUUUCUCGCCACUACCCUCCGCGGCAUUAAGGUAAAAGUACUCAAGAACCCUGCAUCGCUGUCUGCAGAACUUCAGCAAAGGCUUCUGCCAGUUGUCACCUCCCUGCCUAAGCUCAGACACCUUCUCCUGGAGUGUGACAAGGAUGGUCCCAAGUAUUGUUCUAUUGUGCCUCUCCACUCUUCAAUGGAUGUCACCUAUAGUCCAGAGAGACUUCCCCUUUGCUCCAGCUACAUACAGAUUGUAGAGAUUUUACCUACUCUAGCCCCAAACAUAGUUCUUGUAGCACUGGAAGAUGGAUCUAUAAGCACCUGGGAUGUAGAGAGCAGGCAGCUUCUAAGACAGAUUGACACUGCUAGAUCCGUUGUGCUUGGAAUCAGGCUGACCAGUGAUGAGAAAUACCUGGUGGUUGCCACAACCAAAAACACUCUGCUAAUCUAUGAUAAUCACAAGUCCUGCCUUUUAUCUGAAGUUGAAAUUAAAGGAUCAAAGCACAGUGGCGUAACUGGAGGUGUUGCUUUCAUCAAUGGUUUUACUCUUUCUACCCAUCAUGCACUGGCGUGGCUUGAGGCUAGUAAAGACAUCAGUGUCAUUGACCUUGUGUAUGGCUGGCCUCUCUACCAGUUCCAUUGCUGGUAUGAGGUAACCUGUGUCCAGUGCUCACCAGAUGGGAUGUACGCCUUCUGUGGCCAGUAUCUGAAUACUACAUCAAUCUUUCAUCUUGGAAAUGGGGAAAAGUUGUCCACCGUGACAUCAGAGUUUUCUGGAGGAUUUGUCAAGUCAAUUCUUGUACUGGACACACUAAAUCAAAUGGUCAUGAUUGACAACGAGGGGAGUCUGUCAGUGUGGAACACAAAAGAGAUAACCAAUCCAAAGCUGAUGGAGGAUUAUGAUUGCAGAGGGGAUGAAAGUGAAGUUGUGGGUAUCGAAUUAUCUGAAGAUCAGCGUUCCAUUCUCAUUUGCAAAGCCAGGAGUAUUGAGGUUCUGGACACAAAAAUAUGGAAAAUGCUGGAGAAAUUCAAAGCCAAGCGUAGUGAGCGCUUUGUUGCUGCUGUUCUCUCCAAAAACGGACAGAGCAUUGUUGCCUCAAUGGAAAAUACUUCCUCAAUUUUUGUCUGGAGAAGAGACAGUGGGCAGUGCAUGGCCAGUCUGAUUGAAAUCUCAGGGGCUAUUGUUAAACUCAUCAAAUCAGCCCACCACAACCUACUUCUCUCUGUUGCAAGCAGUGGUGUACUGUCUGUUUGGGACAUUGAUAUUAUCACUGCCAUGUCUAACAUUGAUAAAACAGGCAAGAAGAUCCAGACAUUGCAGCUGACUGGCAGAGAAGACUAUGUGUUCACCAUGGAUGGCUCAGAGGCUGUACACAAGUGGAACUUCAGCACUGGCUUUAUCGAGACGGUCUUCAAACAUGAAGGUAUGGUGGAGAACUGUGUACUAACCUCCUCAGGGGAUCUCAUGGUGACUUCAGACGACAAAUCCAGUCAAUACAUUUGGCAAACCAGCACGGGAGAAAACAUCUUUCGCAUAAAUGGACAAAGAAUCUCACAGCUGCUGAUCACCCACAAUGACCAGUUUGUGGUUUCUCUCUGUGAACAGAAUGCCUCAAGAGUCUGGAGACUAGCUACAGGGCACAAAGUUUGCAACAUUUUAGUCAGCCUCCAAAAUGCACUUAUCACUACAGCAAACACUUUCUUGGUGGGAACGUCCAAAAAUAAAUUGCUUGCUGUGAGUCUGUGGUCAGGCAGUGUAUCAAAGAAAUUUGUCUGUGAUGAUGGCAUUACCAUUGUCAACUUUAAGCUCAUUCCUGACUGUCCAGAUUGUGUGGUCUUCAUAACAUCCACAGAAACAGUUUUCAUCUGGAGUGUGGCAGAUGAGUCAGUCUGCAGAAGAGUCCAGUUGCCAGCCAACUUUCUCAAAAAUCUUGAGGACUUUCAAAUCUCGCCCAAUGGAAAGUUAGGUAUAGUCUCCAAGGGCGAUGAGAACAUUAAUGUCCUGGAUCUGCACAGUGGAAAGCUGAGGCUUGUUCAUGCAGCUGGUAUAAUCUGGCGUCAAAAAUUAUCAAGAGAUGGCCGUUACCUUGUGUAUGUUUGUUUCCGCAACUGUGAUGAGGAUGAUGAGGCUGGCGUUGUGUCUAAUUUGAUCGUGAUGCGUCUUGCUGAUGGCAAGAGUAUCGGCACAUGUUCACUUUAUAAGACCCCCACCCACUUAUCUCUAUCUCAGCGUGCACUUAACAUCAUCAUCGGCUUUGAAGAUGGCAGCAUUGGCACAUACACAGUGGUGGACCGUGUAGAUGCCGCCCUUAAGAUAAAGAUAGCCACCUCCAACAGUCGACAGAUUGUAAACAAUGCUGCACAGAAGGUGCGCCCCAAAUGCGGGAACCAUUCCUUCAAGACUGUUGCCGACUGCACUUGGAGGGAGUCGACAGAAGUAUUCUCGAGAGACAGCCCCAUCAACGUGUCAGACUCUGGAGAGGGGGAGUCGACCACACCUACAAAAAAGACUGAACUUUUGCAAUGACAUCUUAAAGGGCAAAUGCCAUUAGGACAGGAGGCAAGUCCAAAAGAUCAGAAUCUCUGGUGUUGCAGUUGAUUCUUGUUUACAGCCACGUGAUUCAGCUGCAGAUGUCAGCCCAGUGGGUAGUUAAUGGGUUGACUAUUUUAACGCUGCACUCAAACGAUGUAUUACUUCCAACACUUUGUGUUACUUUUAAACAGAAAGACUGUUAGAAAAACUUCUGUUUAAAAAAGGUACAUUCUGUAUUAGUUUACCGUUAUGUGUCCUUUUGCAUUUGAAGAACAAAAGUCAAAAUGUCUUGUUCAAACAAAUUCCAAGCCACUUCUGUAAUCUUUGUUCCUCACUGUUUGUUAGGCCCUUUUAUUGUCUUGAUUACUUCAUACACAUUAAGCCAUAAUGUUGAUCUCAAAUGAUAUUUAUGUUCUUAUUGAUAUCAGGUGGUACUGUACAAAAGGGAUGAACAAUUGUACAGAACAUCUCAUUUUGGCUGCUGCAAUUUGUGCAACUCCUUAAAAUAUUAUGUUGUGCUUAAUGCAAUCAAAGUGAGUGCCUGGAAUAAAAAAAGUGUUCAUCACGUGCAGAUUACAAAAUUUGUAGAAGUGCAGGGACUUUGUACUCAUAGUACAUACACCAUUGUAUAUUAUUUGUAAUUGAUGCAGAUUCUACUAAAUUUAAGUCAACAUCUUGAGAGAAUUACAACAUUUCUCCAAGGAUUGAUUGCUUUAUGAUUUUUGGAACUGUUUACAUAGAUUAAGCGUAGUUUUACCUGUUGUUCCAUCAGUUUGCGUGCAGGCUGUUUUUAAGGGGAACACCACUAUUGAGCAUACAGUGUAGCAUAGCACCAUGCACAUUAACGCCUUAACCUGUGUACUUGCUUUAGGUUCUGUGAAGUCUGUUCCCAAAUAGAGGGGCAAAAUGAGUUGUUUUGUUUGUUUGUUUUUUACUUGACCAAGUGAGCAUAUUUAGAGGUUUAGGUGGAUGCACUUUAGGAGUGGUUUGUAAGAAAUCUUUAGAUUUAUUCAAAAGAAAUAUAAAAGAUAAAAGAAUAUUUAGAUUUGUCUUUGAAAAUAAUGAUUGGCUCUGCUUACUGAUGUAUAUAGAUUACAGUUUACUGAGAAAUAUCUGGUUUGAAUAAGUAAUUAAAAUGGAGACAUUCAAACAAGUUUUUUGGAGAUUAAAUCCAUGUUCUAUAAUAUUAUAAAUAUCAGGAAUAAGUUGUGGUUGUAGCAAAUCAAAUGUGUAUGUGAACAUCUGAGCACAGAUUAGUACAUUUUUAAUGGAUUGCAUAGACUUUAAAUUCUUCAUUCAAAGACAAAAAAAAUCUUCACAGCUUUAUAAAAAGUGGCACAGGCUUCAUCGUUCUUGUAUAAAAUACGAAAUGGUUUUUAAUGAUAGGAUAUGUAUUUUUGUUUUAACUAAAAUCAGAUUUAUUUAUUUUUUUGUUCCUUUUUCUAGGCAUGGGCCGGUUUCUUGUUUAAGAGGGUCGUACAGGUACAAAUGUAAAAGUGCUUUAUUUUUUCAGAAAGUGAAAUGGUUAUUUUAAUUUUUUUUACAGAUUAAUUUUACAUAGAACAUGUCAAGCUUCUAUUUCUUGCAGUUUUAAUGACAGGUAAAAAAAUAAAAAUAAAAAAAUAAGUUUUGGUGAAAAUAGGAUUUUGCAUUAAAACAAAAAAAGGAUGUUUUAAGCACAAAUGUCAAACUUUUGAAACCUGUAUCCAGUCCCAUGCACCCAGUUCUUGGUUGAGUCUCCUCUUGCAUGAAUUAAUGCACCAUGGCAUAGAGGUAAUUAGCCUGUCGACACUGCCUAUGUGUAAUUUAGUGGUUGAGUAAUUAAUUCUUUUUAUUUAUUUAUGUUUUGCUGGCACUUCUUUUGGUUUACGCGAAAGACCUCAACCAAAGUACAAUAUGUUUUUUUUUUUUACUGUAGUUAAAGGUAUACACUGUAGACUACAGUCUUAUUAAAAUUUUCAAAUUUAAAGUCAAAUUUUCAUUUAUUUAUUUUUUCCAUUUUACUCUAUAACAGAAUUCAAUAUUGCUAAUUGAGAACAGGAGCAUUAAGAUAAUUGAACCAGCUUUUGGAACCUUUGGCGUUUGGGGAAGGUGCCAAGUCAUGCUGAAAAAUAAAAUCUGAUCCUUACAGUGUGUCAGCAGAGGGAAGCAUGAGCUGCUCUAGAAUUUCCUGGUAGAUGGCAGCAUUGGCUGUUGGCUUCAGAAAACAUACUGAAGCAACACUAGCAGAUGCCAUAGCACCCAUAACCAUCCCCGACUGGGCAAACUUCACAUAGGACUUUAAGCAACGUGGAUUCUGUGCCUUUCCAACCCAUCCUCCAGACUCUGGGUGCUUUAUUACCAAAGUAAUUGCAGUACUUACUUAGAUCUGAAAGCAGGAUUUAUUGUUCUGCACAUUGGCUCUUAAACCACCUGCUCAGAAUCAGUCCACUCUGAAUCUCCUCUGAAUCUUUUAAAGGAUUUCUCUUAAAAACUCUCUUAAGUCUUAGAUUCUCUCUGCUGCUAGUGUACCUUUUUC
Cyprinodon variegatus (sheepshead minnow) is the source of this 8407-nucleotide messenger RNA. RefSeq names its product NACHT and WD repeat domain containing 2 (gene nwd2). The record is from RefSeq and is a predicted model, not a curated record. The transcript has 8 exons. NCBI's taxonomy places the organism in Eukaryota, Metazoa, Chordata, Actinopteri, Cyprinodontiformes, Cyprinodontidae. Bases 685 to 5883 code for a protein of 1732 amino acids. Gene Ontology annotation, molecular function: protein binding.